AGACACACGACAUAAAAAUCCAUAGCAGAUAUAUGUCGAACACGAGUGCGAGAAAAAGUAUAUGGAGGUACCUUAUGGUUGUACCAUCAUAUCUUGGGAAGGCAAAACAUGAUCAGAUAAGAGCUAAAGCGAUAGAAAACACGUCGAACUAGGAGUUAUCUACCCUGUUUCGGUCAUCAACUGCCUGAACGUUGUGGCUUUCUGCUUUUCUUCCUUUUUUUCUACACUGCAACUUCCAUUGCUCCAUCUAUAUAUCCGUCUCGGAAACAUCUCAUUCCUUAAUCAAAGAAUCUCUCGCUCUCCCCGUGUCUACAGUGCAAAUGUCUCAAGCGUUCAGCAGGUCCCCUAAGCACUGUGCAGAGCAGCAAGGAAUCAAGAACUUCACCAUUAACAACCUCCCCAAGAAGCUCUUCUUUGCCUUCUCCGCCUUCUUCACUUCCGUCCUCGCCCUCAUCUUCCUCAUCUACAUCAUCCUCCACCCUGCCAAGCCCCAGUUCUCCCUCUGCCAAGCCGACCUCUACAAACUCGACCUCACCUUGGGCCCCGCCCACUUCCUCAACUCCUCCAUCCAACUCACCCUCCAGUCUAAGAACCCCAAUACCAAGGUUGGAAUAUACUACGACGAGCUCCAGGCCUACGCGUCCUACAAAGGUCAGCAGAUAACUGUUGACUCCCCUAUCCCUCCUUUCUACCAAGGGCAUGGGGAGAGCAACACGCUGAGUGCUUCCUUGGCGGGGAGUGAAUUACCAGUGGGCCCAUCGUUUGGUUACGAGGUCGGGAAGGAUCAGACUGCCGGGAAGUUGGUGCUGAACCUUAAGGUGAACGGGAGGAUCCGUUGGAAGGUUGGUAUGUGGGUGUCUGCAAGAUACCGACUUAACGUCGACUGUAUCACUGUCAUGGCUUUUGGAGCUCAGGUCCUGACCACAGGACCAUUCAGCUCAAAUCAGGGCAGUCGGUGUUCGACCAGUGUGUGAACCAGUGCUGUAUAUUACAUGCCUCGACGCUGAUAUGGUCAAGCCCGCAACUACUCUAAAAAGUGACAAGUUUAAUGAAACCUUUCUUUCUUUCUGCUGUUGUUGCGUCUACUAAUAUUAUCAGACAUGAAUGGACAAGAAAGUGUAUGUCCAGUAAGAUAAUGAUAUCAAUUUCUGCUUCUGAGAUGGGUUUCUUUAUCAGA
Messenger RNA from Punica granatum (pomegranate), 1177 nucleotides. Lineage: Eukaryota; Viridiplantae; Streptophyta; Magnoliopsida; Myrtales; Lythraceae. The record is from RefSeq and is a predicted model, not a curated record.